UGUUUAUACACAUCCCACCCCUGAUAAAACCCACACAGCCGGGCGGGAUAUUUCAUCAGCAAGCAGGCAGAGUAGACCACUCUUCUGGCGUCGUUAAUUCAUUCUUUGAUACCAGAAGAUAAAGGAAGGCUCUAAUCUGCUGCUGCAACAUUCUGGGACAGCACACCUGCCACUUCCUACCAACACUAGAGGACCAGUAAUAGACCCAAACCCCAAGUCCUUUCAGUAGGUGGUCACAGGUGUUCUUUGUAAACCGUGUCAGUCACACUCACCCACACUAGCAGAGUCAAAACUCCUAGCCUUCUUUAGCGCCCACUCAGUCCCUGUAAACAUGGCCAGCAAGCUGUCCAAGUUUGGCAAAAUGUUGCUGCGUCGCCGGGCAUUAGACUGUUCUGGUGAAGAGACCCGCUUUGCCCGCUGCUUGUCCACUCUGGACCUCAUUGCUUUGGGGGUGGGCUCCACGUUGGGCGCCGGCGUUUACGUCCUGGCUGGCGAGGUCGCCCGGGAGAAGGCGGGACCGGCUAUUGUCCUCUGCUUCCUCAUCGCCGCUCUAUCCUCCAUGCUGGCUGGUCUGUGCUACGCAGAGUUUGGCGCCCGGGUCCCAAAAACGGGGUCUGCGUACCUCUACAGCUACGUAACAGUCGGGGAAAUCUGGGCCUUCAUCACAGGGUGGAACCUCAUCCUCUCGUAUGUAAUAGGAACGGCCAGUGUGGCCAGGGCUUGGAGCUCAACCUUUGAUAAUUUGGUGGAGCAAAAGAUCUCAAGCUUCUUCAAAGGCAUCAUGGAAAUGAAGGUCCCGGGAAAGGUGCUGGCAGAGUACCCAGACCUGUUUGCCCUGAUCCUUGUCCUCUUACUCUCUGGGCUUCUAGCUUUCGGUGUGAGCGAGUCUGCGCUGGUGAAUAAAAUCUUCACGGGUAUCAAUCUGGUGGUCCUGGGAUUCGUCAUCAUCUCUGGCUUUGUGAAGGGGAACACUGCCAACUGGAACCUUAAAGAAGAAGAUUACAUUACGUUCAUAAAUGCCACAAACAGCACCCACAAGCCUUUGAAUGUGGAGAAGGACUUUGGUGUGGGCGGUUUUGCUCCGUUUGGCUUCACAGGAGUCUUGUCGGGCGCUGCCACCUGUUUCUAUGCCUUUGUGGGCUUUGAUUGCAUCGCCACAACAAGUGAAGAGGCAAAGAACCCCAUGCGCUCUAUACCUAUCGGCAUCGUGGCCUCGCUGCUCAUUUGCUUUUUUGCGUACUUUGGGGUGUCCGCUGCCCUGACUAUGAUGAUGCCAUACUAUGAGCUGAAUACCCAGAGUCCUCUGCCUGUAGCCUUCAGCUAUGUCGGGUGGGGUCCUGCCAGAUACAUUGUGGCCUUUGGUUCUCUGUGCGCCCUGUCCACCAGCCUCCUAGGUUCCAUGUUCCCAAUGCCCCGUGUCAUUUAUGCGAUGGCAGAGGACGGGCUGCUGUUCCGGGCUCUUUCCAAGAUGAGUGAACGUACUAAAACCCCCGUCCUGGCAACCAUAGUGUCUGGCAUCGUUGCAGCUCUGAUGGCUUUUCUUUUUGACCUGGGAGCCCUGGUUGACCUCAUGUCCAUAGGAACUCUGCUAGCGUACUCCCUGGUGGCCAUCUGCGUCCUAAUUCUCAGGUACCAGCCAGGCACCCUGAACUCAUCCAGUCAGACGGAGAAGCUGAUGGACGUGGAGAGGAUCGAGAGCGGCGACGAGUACGGCAUGGAGAUGGACGACAAACCCCUGCGAGAGACCUUUACUGCCAAGCUGCUGUUUAGCCCCAGUGGAAAGAUUCCAACUGAGAUCUCUGGGACCAUUGUUUACAUUACCACUGCUGUUAUUUCUGUUUUCAUCACUGUGCUGUGCAUCAUUCUGGCUAACUUUCUGCCGGAGCUGCUCAGAGGCCAUCCGGCAGUGGUAGUCCCCUGCGCCAUCCUGACUCUGCUCUGCGGCGUCUGUGUUGUCAUCAUCUGGAGGCAGCCUGAGAGCAAAGAGGCUCUCACCUUUAAGGUCCCUCUGCUUCCCUGGUUGCCUCUUUUCAGUGUUUUUGUCAACAUCUACCUCAUGAUGCAGUUGGACGUCGCUACAUGGCUGCGAUUUGCCGUCUGGAUGGUCAUCGGUUUUGCCAUAUACUUCCUCUACGGCAUCAAAAACAGCAGCGAAAACGCCGACCGCUCGUUCCCACGCAAAUACGAGCUCGCUUCACAAAACAACAGCCCCGUUUAUAAGGGCACCCCCGAUGAGAGCAACCAAGAGGCCGGCAGCCUGUGAUGCGGACCCGCACAGACCUGGGGGGGCGUUACAAAGCAGCCACACUCAUUCGUGUCCGUCUGCAGUGUGGGUGGCUUGAAACGCUGCUUUAGGUUGAAAAGAAGGGGAGGCAAGAAAGCGCCACAAGCAUCUUACCUCUGACUCAGAGGAUGGCUCGACACUGUGAGAGAGCCAUUUCCUGGCCGAUGUGUCUGUUUUUACCCAGUUUAAUUCUUAAAUUCGCCUUAGCCCUCAGCAGACACUUAUAGCAAAAGCUUCAAAUGGACCCGACUAACCGAGUUCUGCUGUACUCCUUAUGAACUGUAAUCAUGGAAAGAUUUAACUUUGUUACUCUUUAGUGUUGGUCCGGUUCUUUUGUGCAGCUGCUGCGUUUACAAGUGUUGAGGCGGCACAGAGCAGCGGAUGAUAACUGAGCCCAAAAACAAAGCCAGGUGAAAACCCCUCAUGAAUGUUGGUAAAGACUAGAGAUGUGCGUGUUACAGUGUGGCAGUCCAAGCGCGCGCCGGCUGCUCUGAGGCUGUCAGGUUUACUGCGUCUCUCUUUAGGCAGACUACAUCCGUAGGAGGCUUGGAAUACUUGUUUUUCCGGCUCAGUUACAUUUUUUUUUUCUUUCUUUUUAAAUGAAGAAUUUAAACCGGUCGCUUUUUGAAGUAAACAGUAUUGUCAAAGUCUCCUGAAAUCUUGACUUCGGUUUAAUGUCCAGUCAUUUUGUGGCCUUUCACUUUAAUCUCCAUCAAUCACUGCGUUUGUGGAGUCGAGGCGGUUGCUGGAUGUACCCCCUCAAAAUAUCCGUUCAGAUCGUCGCCUGGCGAUGGCAAACCUGUCGCACGUUUGGGGGCGUGGGUCCAGAUCUUUUAACACAUUCUUUUUUUUCUUUUUUUACUAGGUUUUUCCUUUUGUGUAGUUUCAGUUGAAACUUGUUUCAGGCAGCUCUGUCUGUUGAGUUCCCAUCACCUGCUUUAACUACUUGAUAGAACUGUUAAUAUUUAAGUGUAACUAGCAUUAUUAUUAUUAUUUGUUUGGGGUAGGUUUUGUUUCAUGUGUAAAUCAGUUUGCUUUUUAGAUGUUGUACAGUUUGUAGAUCACUGAUCCUUUUUAUGUGCUUUUACUUUGUUGAAUUUUCACGUUGUUGUGCGUUUUUUCUGACCAAAACUUAAUUUUUUUUCUUUCCUCCCAACUUUCUGAAACGAAGGACGACCACUGAAAGCUGGUCUUUAAAUUAUUAUAAACCUAUUCCCCCCCACCCCCCCGAAAUUCUAAAUGCUUACAUUUUUUUUGUUUUUUUUCUUUGGUCAUAGCUCAAGUGCUUUACUGUAGAGUGUACAGUAUUUGUUAAAAAAAUUGAAUUUUUAUUUGUAUAACUCUGUAAAAUGAUUCAAACGCUGUCUUUUUGAAUAUGAUGUUUGAGAAGGAUUUUGUAAAUUACUCUUGACAUCAGAUGCUGCUAAAAAUCCUACUUUUAAAUUCUUAUAUCAUAAAAGUCCAUCGUGACGUUUUUAAGGAAAGUAUCUGUUGUGUUUUUGUAAAGCAGGAUCAAGGCAGGCCUGCAUUCAGUUUUUUUUACUCCAAAGUUAACAAGAAAUACAUUCUUGUGUCCUCAAAGUUCUGCCAGAGAGAGGCUUCCUGGCGGUGAAAGGCUGGUCCCUCAUCCCCUGAUCAAACCUGCUUUUCUGCAACUAAAUUAUCCUGAGCAGGUGAAGCGAUGAAGCUGAAUCGGCCCCUUUAGUCAGAGGCGUCACAUCACCAGCAACCAUGGCGGUUGCUUUAUAUCCUGUACAUACAGUAGGCUUGUAUCAUAUGAGCUGUAUUUUAUUUUUUAAUAAAAAUGUGAUUCAUGCCUUUUUCCAGA
Molecule: messenger RNA, 4112 nt
Organism: Oryzias latipes (Japanese medaka)
Lineage: Eukaryota; Metazoa; Chordata; Actinopteri; Beloniformes; Adrianichthyidae
Gene: slc7a3a
Product: solute carrier family 7 member 3a
Biological process (GO): amino acid transport; transmembrane transport
Cellular component (GO): plasma membrane
Molecular function (GO): amino acid transmembrane transporter activity
Source: RefSeq, a predicted model, not a curated record